This is a messenger RNA of Diuraphis noxia (Russian wheat aphid), 1366 nucleotides long. It is a transcript of the gene CSN5, whose product is annotated as COP9 signalosome subunit 5. The record is from RefSeq and is a predicted model, not a curated record. Gene Ontology annotation, molecular function: metallopeptidase activity; protein binding. NCBI's taxonomy places the organism in Eukaryota, Metazoa, Arthropoda, Insecta, Hemiptera, Aphididae.
UCCUUAUCACUUUUCAAUUUUUCAUUUUAAUUUUUAAUUUAGCCUUUACAAUUAUUGCUAUGAGCAUGACAAAUGUUUAUUAAGAAGAAAAAAAAACAGCAGCUCUCAGUUGUAGAUACUAGAUAAUUUGAACUUUUUACUUAAAGCUCGCUGGUGAGACUGUGAGAGUGGACAAAAAUUCGAAAUAUAAUAAUUUAAUAAUUUCCUGUUUGAAGUUAAAAAAAUUAUUCAUAUUUUAUGGUUGCUAGAUACCUAUUAAAUAUUCAUAUAUUUUAAAAGUAUAUCUAUAGUAUGGCGUCUACAUCAAGAGAUUCCCAAGAAAUCAUUGCCAAAAAGACAUGGGAGUUGGAAAAUAAUGUUCAAACUGUUAAUACAGUUGACGACAUAUACAAAUAUGACAGACAACAACAACAAGAUAUUUUGACUGCUAAACCUUGGGAAAAAGAUCCACAUUAUUUUAAAGAUAUAAAAAUAUCUGCAUUAGCACUAUUAAAAAUGGUGAUGCAUGCUCGAUCUGGUGGAAUUUUGGAAAUAAUGGGUCUAUUACUAGGCAAAGUAGAAGGUAAUACAAUGAUUGUCAUGGAUUCUUUUGCUUUACCUGUUGAAGGAACAGAAACAAGAGUCAAUGCCCAAGCACAAGCCUAUGAAUACAUGACGGCAUAUAUUGAAUCUGCUAAAGUUGUGGGACGUCAAGAAAAUGCGAUUGGUUGGUAUCAUAGCCACCCUGGCUAUGGAUGCUGGUUAUCAGGUAUUGAUGUUUCAACACAAAUGUUGAAUCAAAAUUUUCAAGAACCUUUUGUAGCAAUUGUGAUUGAUCCAGUUAGAACAAUAUCUGCUGGUAAAGUUUGUUUGGGGGCAUUUCGUACAUAUCCUAAGGGGUAUAAGCCUGCAAAUGAAGAACCGUCUGAGUAUCAAACUAUUCCAUUAAAUAAAAUUGAAGACUUUGGAGUACACUGUAAACAAUACUAUUCAUUAGAAGUAAACUAUUUCAAAUCUUCCCUGGAUCGACGUUUAUUGGAUUCAUUAUGGAAUAAAUAUUGGGUGAACACUUUAAGCUCGUCCAGUUUAAUAACCAAUGCCGAUUACCUGACGGGUCAAAUAAAUGAUCUUUCUGAUAAGCUAGAACAAGCAGACACUUCUUUGAGUCGUACAUUUUUUGAGCCUGUUGAUCGUACUAAAACUGAAAAUAAAUUGGUUAAAGCUACAAAAGAUAGCAAUAAAGCUACAAUCGAAAUAUUAUGUGGAUUAAUGUCUCAAACAAUUAAAGAAGCUCUGUUUAAUAGUUGUACACCGAAGAAUAAUCAACAAUAAAUAAAAUCUGUAUUAUAAUUACUAAGUAAAUAAUUAAAAUUCUUGAUAUAACUUA